Molecule: messenger RNA, 1164 nt
Organism: Hippoglossus stenolepis (Pacific halibut)
Lineage: Eukaryota; Metazoa; Chordata; Actinopteri; Pleuronectiformes; Pleuronectidae
Gene: timm29
Product: translocase of inner mitochondrial membrane 29
Exons: 2
Coding region: 120-905 (261 amino acids)
Biological process (GO): protein insertion into mitochondrial inner membrane
Cellular component (GO): TIM22 mitochondrial import inner membrane insertion complex
Source: RefSeq, a predicted model, not a curated record
CGGAAGGUUAAGGCAGCUUCACCGCUGGCCGCCAUUUUGGCUCCAUGUGAGCCGCCCUCUCGUGUCAGCGGGUCUUCUACAUGAAGGUGAACCGUCCCCGGCAGUGAAACACGGUGAAAAUGGCUUCGUUGCGUGUAGCGACGAGGAUGUUCUGCGCUGCGGCAGAAACAGCAGCUGCAGCAGCAGCAGCUCCGGCCAAGAGCACCCGCUGGGAGAGAGUGAGGAACAGUAAAGCAGGCGUGUGGUGUCGCAGCCUGGUCUCAGAUUAUAAAGAGGCCUGCAGGGAGAUAGUGGUUGGUGCCUGGGGGCGACCGGCCAAAGCCACAGUAUACGUGACUCUGAUGGGUGGGGCCGGGGCUUGUUUCUACACAAACCCUGACCAGUCGUCCUUUGAGGCCGCCCUGCUGGAGCACUCCAACCAGCUGGGCCUGCUGUCCCCGUGGAUCCGCAACGCGAAGUCGGACGGCCACAUCCAGAGUCUAGUGAAGUUCCGUAACGAGGGCCGUCUCCGACAUGCCAGCCUGGGUCUUCUCUCUCUGGUUUACUGGGCCAACUACGACACUGACUCCACACUGUACGAAGCCCAGUGCUCCAAUCUGUCCAUGCCGUGGUUGGAGUUCCAUCAGCGGGUUCUGGAUGUGGGCUUCGGCAGCCGCUGGUGGAUGCUGGACUCAAAGAUGCAGGACUAUGAUAUGAAUGAGGGAGAGUUCAAGCACCUACCAGCUCACAUGCUGGUAUCAUCUCCACCGAGCGUUCAGGAGGUGGAAACGAACGAGAGGUUGCACAAAGAGUCCUGGUUAGCGCUGACAAUGGAGGAUGAGGUAGAAGAAGCACAUGUAGUAGACAGUUAUGAGGAGAAAGUUAGUGCAGAACCAACAGAACCAGUGAAAGAGGAACAGACUUGAUGUUACAUACUGCCAGAACAAAGUGUUUAUUCCCACUGGUCAGGUAUUGCUGGAUUCUCAUUUUUCAUCUAUGACUGUCCCACUGUUUACUGCUGCCACUAACCACCAAGAAAGAGGAAACAUUCACAACUUUAUCUCAUCAAAAUAAAAGCAGCCCAUCAGAAUCCUCAACUGGGUUUUAUUUAUUCCAACAUGUAUUGUCUCACAAAGUUUUACUAUUAUACCACGUGUCAAUAAAUCUGUCGCUUAUUUCCCAGUA